Molecule: messenger RNA, 2271 nt
Organism: Drosophila grimshawi
Lineage: Eukaryota; Metazoa; Arthropoda; Insecta; Diptera; Drosophilidae
Product: phenoloxidase 2
Exons: 6
Coding region: 90-2156 (688 amino acids)
Molecular function (GO): oxidoreductase activity
Source: RefSeq, a predicted model, not a curated record
CCACAGUGCACUGCCACAGCUCGUGAGGAGAACAACUUGAACUUGUCCCAAAACACUUGUUUUAACUAAUCCUUGUCAGCCUUACCAAAAUGAACACGGAUUUGAAAGCAUUGGAGCUGUUGUUCCAGCGUCCGCUGGAGCCAGUGUUCACCACUCGUGACAAUGGCAAGACUGUCUUCGAUCUGCCCGAUAGUUUCUACACGGAUCGCUAUCGCAACAAUUCGGUGGAGGUUGCUACCCGUUUCAGUCAGAAUGUGGAAACUAGGAUUCCGUUGCGGGAGUUGACCAGUGUACCGAAUCUCGACUUUGCCGCAAAGCUCGGCAGGAAGGAUCAAUUCUCGUUGUUCAACACUCGCCACAGAGAGAUUGCGGGUAAACUAAUUCAACUGUAUCUGGAUGCGCCCAACUUGCAACAGUUCGUCGCACUGGCCGCCUACACGAAGGAUCGCGUGAAUCCUGUGAUGUUCCAGUACAGCUAUGCUGUGGCUGUUGCCCAUCGUCCGGACUCACGCACUGUGCCCAUUCCCAACAUCUCCCAGAUCUUCCCGGGCAACUUUAUUGAGCCAUCCGCCUUUCUGGAUGCACGCCAGGAGUCAUCGGUGAUUUCCAAGAGCGGUAAUCGUCCCGUUCUGGAGAUACCCAUCAACUAUACGGCCUCCAAUCGCGAGGAGGAGCAGCGCUUGGCCUAUUUCCGCGAAGAUAUUGGCGUCAACAGCCAUCAUUGGCAUUGGCAUUUGGUCUAUCCGGCCAGCGGACCGAUGGAGGUGGUCAACAAGGAUCGUCGUGGCGAACUCUUCUACUAUAUGCACCAUCAGCUGAUCGCCCGUUACAAUGUGGAGCGUAUCUGCAACAAUCUGAAGCGUGUAGCGCCACUCAGCAAUCUGCGCGACGAGGUCAUCGAGGGCUACUUCCCCAAGAUCCUGUCGAGCGUCAACAAUCGCACAUAUCCGGCACGUGCCUCCAAUCAGCUACUCCGCGAUGUGGAUCGCCCAGAUGGCAACAUUGAGAUUUCCGAAUUGGAACGCUGGCGUGAUCGCGUCCUGGCCGCCAUCGAUCAGGGUUUUGUGGAGAAUACCCAGGGACAGCGUAUUCCGCUGGAUGAGCAGCGCGGCAUUGAUAUACUGGGCAACAUGAUUGAGGCGGCGCCAGCUCUCUCCGUGAAUAGCCAGUUUUAUGGCAACUUGCAUAAUCAGGGCCAUACGAUUAUCUCGUUUUCCCACGAUCCCGAUUUCCGGCACUUGGAGGACUUUGGCGUUAUGGGCGAUGUGACGACGGCUAUGCGUGAUCCGAUCUUUUACAGGUGGCACGGAUUCAUCGAUACCAUUUUCAACAAGCACAAAACGCUGCUGCCGCCCUACAACAACGCCCAGUUGGAGUUCCCGGGUAUCAAUGUGACCCGUGUGGAAGCCAAAUUGGGAGCAGCAAAUGCACGCCCAAAUGUGCUGCUAACCUACUGGCAAAAGUCGGUGACCAAUUUGGCUGCCGGCCUGGACUUUGGACCCGUGGAGGACGAUAAUGUGUCGGCCUCAUUUAGACAUCUGCAGAACGCACCCUUCACCUACACCUUCAAUGUGACGAACACUGGCGACAGGCGCACCGGCACCUGCCGCAUCUUCAUCUGCCCCAAGACCGAUGAGCGCAAUGAUCCACUGCGUCUCGAGGAGCAGCGUCUCAUGGCCAUUGAAAUGGACAAAUUUACCGUAAACCUGGUGCCCGGUGAAAAUACGAUUCGCCGCCAGUCGACAGACUCCUCGGUGGCCAUUCCAUUCGAGCGCUCCUUCCGCGCAGUGGGCGCCAACUAUCAGCCGACGGCAGCAGAUGAACUGGCACGUUUCCGCUUCUGCGGCUGCGGCUGGCCACAGCAUCUGCUGUUGCCCAAGGGCAAGCCGGAGGGAAUGCAAUUUGAUUUGUUUGUCAUGAUUUCGGACUAUAGCAACGACUCGGUCGAGCAGCUAAGCAACGCACCGGACGAUGCCUGCAGCACGGCGUACUCCUUCUGUGGACUCAAGGACAAACUGUAUCCGGAUAGGCGCACCAUGGGCUACCCCUUCGACAGGCGUUUGCCCAACGCAGACCUCACCGAACUCGUUGGCGCCUUCACAAACAUGGCCAAGACGGAUUUGACGAUUAAGUUCAAUGAUCGCACUGUUGGCUAGGAAAUCGCACUCAAGCUGGAAAUCACUCUUAUUUACCCAAUAUUCAUAUAUACAUAUAUAUUUCAUAUACAUAUGCCGCAAUAAUAAAAUUCAGUUACAAUUUGCUCGCUAAAUA